ACAAUCAAUGUCUGCUUAUAACGGAACAUUUUUGUCAAAUGAAAUGCAUGUUUUUAUUUUGUAACGCAGCAAAUCGCAGUAUUGGUGUGUCGAAACGAAUUAAAUGAAUAAAUGCUUCUCAAAACACUGAUUUAUUGAUAUGGAUUUCCCACCAACACCGUCUCCUUCAGAUAGCAAUGACUAUCCUGGAAUUCCGCCUUCUUUUGACGCUCAAGACAAUACUAAGCGACGAAGUUCAUCUCGAUCAAUAAAGCGUCGACGCUUCGACGAUGAAUUAGUGGAAUACAGUCUCGGUAUUCCAGGGGCUUCGAUAGGCAAGAGUGAGAAGCGAAUGCGUACACAAUCCUACACCAGUCACUUGCCGGAGUUUCCGUUAGUGAGUGCGCCCUCCACGCCCGUGGUGCCGACGCCGCCCGACCGCCGCCGUGGCUCAGGAAAACUGUCCGUGGGUCCGGGUGUAUCUAAAAAGUCUAGGCGUAAGGGACAGCUGAGUCAGUUAUCUACAAAGGAUCUUGGAAGAUGGAAACCUACUGAUGAUCUAGCACUGAUAUUGGGAGUGCAACAGACAAAUGACCUGCGCAUAGUCCACCGGGGCAUCAAGUUCUCCUGCCGCUUUACCCUAGGAGAGCUGCAGUCACGCUGGUAUGCUCUGCUGUACAACACCGAGAUCUCCCGAGUGGCUGUAGCAGCUAUGAGGAACCUACACCCAGACUUAGUGUCUGCUGUCCAGCAGCAAGCUUUGUACUCUACAGCUGAGGAAGAUCUACUUGGCACAUUGAAUAGUAGCUCUCAACCAACAGUGGAGCGAUUCCAAGAGCUUCUAGAGCAGAACCCACAUGUGUUCUACCCGUCAAGGACUGCCAAGUCACUGAUGGCACACUGGCAACUUCUCAAGCAGUACCAGCUGCUGCCUGACCAAGUUGUGACACCACUGCCUAAAGGCACUGAUGAGAAUAUUUUGACAUUUUCUGACGCAGAAGAUACAAUGAAUGAUUCAGAAUUACCUGAUUACAAGGAAGAUGGUAUUGAUGUCGAAAUGCAGCUAGCAGACAGGAUCCAGAAGAAGGAUAUCCGGCUACUGGAGACGUCGCUGAGCCGCUGGCAGGUGCUGGUGCAGUCGGUGGCGGGCGGCGCCGAGCUGGACAAGCACACGCUGGCCGUGCUGCGCGGCCGCCGCGUGCGCUACCUCAUGCGCUCCAGGGAGGUAUGUUCGGACCUGAGCCGCUGGCAGGUGCUGGUGCAGUCGGUGGCGGGCGGCGCCGAGCUGGACAAGCACACGCUGGCCGUGCUGCGCGGCCGCCGCGUGCGCUACCUCAUGCGCUCCAGGGAGGUAUGUUCGGACCUGAGCCGCUGGCAGGUGCUGGUGCAGUCGGUGGCGGGCGGCGCCGAGCUGGACAAGCACACGCUGGCCAUGCUGCGCGGCCGCCGCGUGCGCUACCUCAUGCGCUCCAGGGAGGUAUGUUCGGACCUGAGCCGCUGGCAGGUGCUGGUGCAGUCGGUGGCGGGCGGCGCCGAGCUGGACAAGCACACGCUGGCCGUGCUGCGCGGCCGCCGCGUGCGCUACCUCAUGCGCUCCAGGGAGGUAUGUUCGGACCUGAGCCGCUGGCAGGUGCUGGUGCAGUCGGUGGCGGGCGGCGCCGAGCUGGACAAGCACACGCUGGCCGUGCUGCGCGGCCGCCGCGUGCGCUACCUCAUGCGCUCCAGGGAGGUAUGUUCGGACCUGAGCCGCUGGCAGGUGCUGGUGCAGUCGGUGGCGGGCGGCGCCGAGCUGGACAAGCACACGCUGGCCGUGCUGCGCGGCCGCCGCGUGCGCUACCUCAUGCGCUCCAGGGAGGUAUGUUCGGACCUGAGCCGCUGGCAGGUGCUGGUGCAGUCGGUGGCGGGCGGCGCCGAGCUGGACAAGCACACGCUGGCCGUGCUGCGCGGCCGCCGCGUGCGCUACCUCAUGCGCUCCAGGGAGGUAUGUUCGGACCUGAGCCGCUGGCAGGUGCUGGUGCAGUCGGUGGCGGGCGGCGCCGAGCUGGACAAGCACACGCUGGCCGUGCUGCGCGGCCGCCGCGUGCGCUACCUCAUGCGCUCCAGGGAGGUAUGUUCGGACCUGAGCCGCUGGCAGGUGCUGGUGCAGUCGGUGGCGGGCGGCGCCGAGCUGGACAAGCACACGCUGGCCGUGCUGCGCGGCCGCCGCGUGCGCUACCUCAUGCGCUCCAGGGAGGUAUGUUCGGACCUGAGCCGCUGGCAGGUGCUGGUGCAGUCGGUGGCGGGCGGCGCCGAGCUGGACAAGCACACGCUGGCCGUGCUGCGCGGCCGCCGCGUGCGCUACCUCAUGCGCUCCAGGGAGAUCGCAGUGGGGCGGAGCACCCGCGACCACACGAUCGACGUGGACCUGACGCUGGAAGGCCCCGCUGCCAAAGUGUCCCGCAAGCAGGCCACCAUCCGAUUGAGAAACACGGGUGACUUUUUCAUGUCAUCGGAGGGCAAGCGGCCGAUCUUCGUCGAUGGUCGGCCCGUACUUCAGGGGAAUAAAGUGAAGCUCAAUCAUAACAGCGUUAUUGAGAUUGCGGGCCUCUGCUUCGUGUUUCUCAUCAACCAGGACCUCAUUAGCGCCAUUCGACAAGAAGCCGUUAAAGUGAAUAUUCCUGUAUAAAAGUUUACAAUAAAGGGGAUUAGUUAAUACAUA
Cydia pomonella (codling moth) is the source of this 2677-nucleotide messenger RNA. RefSeq lists its product as uncharacterized. The coding region runs from base 140 to 2644 and encodes 834 amino acids. Gene Ontology annotation, cellular component: NSL complex; MLL1 complex; Ino80 complex. Gene Ontology annotation, biological process: positive regulation of transcription by RNA polymerase II. The transcript is spliced from 8 exons. Gene Ontology annotation, molecular function: G-quadruplex RNA binding; protein binding. The record is from RefSeq and is a predicted model, not a curated record. Lineage: Eukaryota; Metazoa; Arthropoda; Insecta; Lepidoptera; Tortricidae.